AUGGGGCAGCCAGGCGAGGGCGCGUGGGGCAAGGAGACGGAGACCAAACGCCUCGCGCGAGCGGCUGCGAUUGACCCGAAGGCUGAGGUGAUCACGACGGCAGAUUCGGCGGGGAAGAAGGCUCUCCGCGCGGCAGAGGGGGAGCGUGGUCGGCUUGAGGUGCUGACCCCUUGGGGUGGCGAGAACAACCGACUAGGGUUUCCAAACCCUAACCGUUUGGGGGCCUAA
Molecule: messenger RNA, 228 nt
Organism: Linum trigynum
Lineage: Eukaryota; Viridiplantae; Streptophyta; Magnoliopsida; Malpighiales; Linaceae
Source: the annotation of a GenBank genome assembly